UGAUAUAAUAUAUAUUAUCCAGCAGCCAAGAUGGAAGUCUUUUAAGUCCAAAUUCAAACUUGGCAAUUGUAACCAUAUACACAUUUUUUCUAAAUUUCACAUGGUGUACUACUAUAAAUUCCACUAGAAAAACUAAAACAUAAUAACAUUUUUUUCACGAAUCAUCGCUUACUAAAAAUUCUGCGUUCAUCACAUCCGCGCUCUGUCGAUAUGAAGGGGACAAUUUCAGAUGAGAUAGAAGUGAAUGUGCCUGCAAAUGUAGCAUGGGAGCUCUAUGGAACAUUACAUUUGUCUAAAUUCAUUGUGCAAGAGUUGCCUACUCUUCUUAACAAAGUUGAUGUGAUUGAAGGUGAUGGUAGUACUGGAACUGUCCUCAAAAUCACUUUUCCUGAAGGUACACCAGGAAUACCUUAUUUCAAGGAAAGAUUCAACAUAGUAGACAAUGAAAAAAGAUACAAGCAAUCUCAAGUGAUUGAAGGUGGAUAUGUUGAUCUUGGAUAUAUUUUUUAUGGAAUUAGAUUUGAAGUGAAUGAGAAAGAUGAAAAUUCAUGCAUCACAAAAUUUACAGUAAAUUAUGAAGUUGAAGAUGUGAAACUUGCAAGUCAUGCAUUCACUAUGUUUGAGCCAUUGCAAACUGUCAUCAGAUCAGCCAAGACUUAUUUAACAAAUAAACACACAUCUAAUUAAUUAAGAUGACCAAAUUUCUAUUGUUAUUUCUAUGAAAUUCAACCGUACUCUAUUCAUACUUCACUUGUAAGAUUAUACUUAUUAUAUUGCAUAACAUUUCACACAUAA
This is a messenger RNA of Solanum pennellii, 795 nucleotides long. Its product is annotated as S-norcoclaurine synthase 2-like. The transcript is spliced from 2 exons. The record is from RefSeq and is a predicted model, not a curated record. Bases 211 to 687 code for a protein of 158 amino acids. Gene Ontology annotation, biological process: defense response; abscisic acid-activated signaling pathway. Gene Ontology annotation, cellular component: cytoplasm; nucleus. NCBI's taxonomy places the organism in Eukaryota, Viridiplantae, Streptophyta, Magnoliopsida, Solanales, Solanaceae. Gene Ontology annotation, molecular function: abscisic acid binding; protein phosphatase inhibitor activity; signaling receptor activity.